Messenger RNA from Wickerhamiella sorbophila, 912 nucleotides. Its product is annotated as ASTRA-associated protein 1. Bases 1 to 912 code for a protein of 303 amino acids. Gene Ontology annotation, molecular function: protein binding. NCBI's taxonomy places the organism in Eukaryota, Fungi, Ascomycota, Dipodascomycetes, Dipodascales, Trichomonascaceae. The transcript has 2 exons. The record is from RefSeq and is a predicted model, not a curated record.
AUGUCGACGUUGAGAGCGCACAAGGCGGCAGUGACGUGCGUGGGGUUCCACAGCAGCGGGCUGUGGCUGUUUUCGGGCGACGACAAGGGCUGGGUGGUCUGGUGGGACCUGCUAUCCAAGCGGCCCAAGGCAAUAUGGCAGGCACAUGAUCUCGCCCUUCUUGCUGUGAAAUAUCUGGGCGGAACCGACAUGGAGGGCAUUGUGACCCACGGCCGCGACAACAAGCUCCGGGUCUGGCGGCUGGACCAGGAUCAGCUGUACAACACCCAGGUGUUGACCGAGUCCGCGUUGAAGGAGUCGUACCCGGCCCCCUGGCUCAUGCACAGCCAGGACGUGAACGCCCUGAAUUUCUGCCGGGUUGCCGUCUGGAAUUCUCCGGCAAUUGUGGCAGUGCCUGCGACUACUUCGUCGGAGAAGGUAGACGUUUACACAUUGAAGCCGUUUGGUCGGCCAGUAAAGGGCCUGGCUCCCCCAAGCGAGGGCGAGUUUGACGCAGAGACCCGCGGAAACGGCUUCGGAACGGUGAUGGCCAUUGAUCUCGGGGACCACGAGCUCGCAAUUGGGUUUGAAAGCGGCCAUAUCGCCCACUAUGAUAGUGACUCGCUUGUGUUUUUUGAAAAAGUUCACAAACAGCCCGUCCUCGAUGUCAAACUUCGCAACGGAACGAUCUGGACCUCGGGGGCAGACCGCCAGCUAGCACGAAUUCAAAAUGGUCAAAUUAAAGUACACAAACUAGAAACACGUGGAAUCAACAGCAUUGCUAUCAAUGAUGAGGCUACAAGUCUUGUCACUGCCGGCUGGGACGGCAUGGUGCGCGGAUUCUCAGCCCACGAUUUUAGCGAGCUCUGGUCGUUUAGAGGUGGUAGACAGGAUGGCGUCACGUGUCCGUUGGCGGGAAAGAUGGACGAGUAG